AUGUCAAGAUCACACUGCGAAACAGAAAACGUACAAUUCGUUCAAGAAUUAGCCGAAGUUGAUGGGCCCUUUGAAUCCCCCAUAAAUAUUAAUUUUAAAGAUUUAAUCAAAUUAGAACUUCCUUCCCUUGUUUGGAAUCAAUGUGAUGCCAGCCCGAAAAAAAUGAAAAUAACAAACACGGGACAUACCGUUAUUUUAAGCGGUAAGUGGAAAUGUGAAAGACCGUAUUUAACAGGGGGACCCCUUAAAGGAAAAUAUGUUUUCUCACAGAUACACUUUCAUUGGGGUACGGAUGAUUGUAAGGGUAGCGAACAUUUAGUAUGUGGCGAAGGAUUUCCUUUGGAAAUGCACGUUGCUCAUUUCAAAGCGGAUUAUUUAACACAAGAAUGUGCCCUAAGAGAAAAAGAUGGAAUGGUCAUAUUAGUUUAUUUAUUCAAACUUCAAGAUGAGCCGAACACGAGUUUAAAUAGAAUAAUUAAUUCACUGCAAUACAUACAACAACCAAGUUCGAGUCAACAUUUAGAUCCACGACCCAUAUUAUCAUUCAUUCAUCCAUUCACGGAUGAUUAUUUUAUGUAUUGGGGUUCGGUUGUCACGUCAACUUGUGCCCACAUAUUAAUGUGGUUGGUUUGUCGCGAACCAUUUGGUAUAUCCAAAGAACAAGUAUGCGAAUUUCGAAAAAUAUUAGAUACGUCAGAGAGACCGAUAAGUAGAAAUAAUAGAGAUCCACAACCUUUGCACAAAAGAAACGUUUUUCACGUGAAUGCAUCAAAAUUUUUAGAUUGCGCCAUGUUGCCGGUUAAAAGAAUCGCCGGUUGUUUUUGUGGUAGAGGAGAAGAAUUUGGAAAUCAAAGAAGUGGUUGUCAAUGUCAGGGUUCUAAAUUAAAUCAAGAGGAUAUUGAAGGCCAAGAAAGCGUUUACACGAGUAAAAGAUUUUCCGGCGAAAACUUUUUGCAACAGCCGCUUUUUGUGCAAAGGGCAACGGUACAUUCCGCACCGUUGUUACCAAAGCUCUUGGAAAAUACUUAUUUAGGACAAUUAUGGUCGAAUAAUAAUAAUAAUAAUACUAUAAAACCAGCCGACGAUUCAUCACAUUUGAAAAUAGUUUCACAAAGCUGUUGUUUCAUACCCGUUAAAGAUAUAUCGGACACGAAACCGCGUAAGGAAAAGAAAAGAAUGAAAAGGAAACCGUUCAAUUCGACGAAAACAAUAUCGAACAUAAUGGAAUCGUUGGAAACGUUGAAAAAUCAAACUCUUAAAAAAUUAAAAGAAAUCGAUUCGAUAAAUCAAGAAAUAAAAGGAAUCAAAUCAUUUUGCCACGACAUUGACGAUCAAAAAUGGAUAAAAAGAAUAGAAAAAAUGAUGUUCAGACAAAAAGCGAUAACUAUCAAAUCCUCACAGGGAUAUUUUAGCAAAAUGAAAAAACUCGCAAGGGAUUGUAACAUAGAUAAUUUUUUCGAAGGAAAAUUACUCACAUUUGGCGACAACUACGGUAAAACGUGGUUGAAUAAUUUUUCUAACGAAAGGAUUCGGUCUGGGGGACCAAAUUCGCAAGAACGGGAAAACAAUUCCGAUUCGAAAGGAGAAAAAACAUUCGACGAAAACAACGCCAUUAAAUUUUCAAAUAAAGCUCAUAAAGUGAUACAAAGUUUUUUUGACGACAUGAAAGAAAAUGACGGAUUACAACAAUCAUUGAAAAAAGAUUUAAAUCAUUUGAAAAAAAGUCUUUCGUAUAAAUCCCAAAGCGAGAAUAACAUUUCACAUAAAAAUUCGAAAAAAGGACUCAUAACUCAAAAAAUUUUCAAAUCACAAAAUUUGGGUAAUAGAUUUUUCAUCGAAGUGAAUUCCGAAGAAAUCGACGUCGAUGGUAAUAAAUCGAAAGAUUUGAAAACGUCAGAGGUCAAAGUUGAUGAAAACGUUCCGAGCGAAAUAUUACAAAACGAUACGGAUGAUUUCAUAUGUGAUUUCAUACCUCAAUACCAUAAUAUUUACGGACCUAAACGUAGCCGAGAGGCUGUGAUUCCUUUACACAGAACGAACGUCGCAAUGAAAUUUUCUCAUCCCGGAAAAACAUCAAACGGGUAUAAACAUGUUAAAACCGAAUCGAAUUCUUCCGUGAUUAAGAAAAAUUUAUAUAACGAUAAUUUACAAAUAGAAAACGCGUUAAGUGACAGUGAUAACGAUAGUAGUAAUAAUAAUGAUGAUAAUAAUAAGGAAAUAAUAAAUUCGGUGUCGAACGAAAGGCAAAAAAUUACAUUAACGAAAUAUUGUAAAUUUUGCCCGAAAAAAUUCAAUAAGAACAACAACAACAACAGCAAUACGAAAAAAACAACAAAGUUAAAUCGUAAAAAAGGUUAUAAAAAACAAAAAUUCCGGGAUUUGAAUUUAUUCGAAGGUUUUUACGUUAAAAAAAAAAAUGUCAAAAAUAAAAAAAAAAAUUUAAAACGAAAUAAAAAUAACGAAAAAGAUUGCGACAGCGCAUUGGAAUCAAGUUCGGCGAGUAAAGACAACGUUCUCGCAUUAAAAUACAAAUUGAAACAUUUGAAAAAAACAAAAUUUAAAAUUAAAAUAGAAAAAGGAAGUGAUAGUUGUACCGAAUCGGAAUUUCAAUUUUCAAUCACGAGUCCGAAUUAUCGAGAUUUUCCAGAAAAUUCUUCACUGAAAAAUCAAAACACGUGGAAUAAAAUCCACGUGAAAAAAGAUGUCAAUAAUAAAAAUGUUAAAAAUUCACCGAAAAAUAUUUUACCGGAAGAAAUUUCAUCGAAGGAAAGUAUUCGUACUUCCGGUUUUAAAAACGAAGAAAACGUUUGCGAAAAUCAAAAUGACGUCAUUGUUGAAACGGAAGAAAAAAAUAACGCGGAUGACGACGAACGAUUUUACGUGGCGGAACCAACGUCAUCCGGAAAAGUCGAACCAUCGAAUGACGAAGAUUCCGGGAAGAAAAUAACGGCGGUUAGUACCGCCGAUAUUAAAAACGAUUCGACGGAUAAAAAAAUCGAAGAAGAAAAAUUACAAAAAUUUCACAUCGGAGAAUUACAUUCGUUCAACGAAGUUUCGAAAAAUAAAAGUUUUACGUCAUUUUCCCUAAUAAAAGGUUUCACGGUUAACGUUAAUGAUAAAGUCAUACCAUCGUUCAUGAGAUGUCAUCUCGAAUUGAAAAAAAAUUUAAAAUUCGAUAAUGAAAUCGAUAAGAAAAAUUCGAUUCUCGAAUUGGACGCGGGUUUUGUUAUAAGCGCGAAAAAAACGUCGGAAAAUUUAAACGUUGACUUUAUACAAAAAAGAAAUGUCGUCACUCUCGUGAAUCGAUGCGGCAUUGAAAAAUAUCAUUUUUUGGACAAAGAAUUGCGAGAUGUUAAACCUUUACCGCAGCAAGAAAUAAACGCGAUUAAAUGCGAACCUAAAUCCGAACAAUGUCCGCCAUUGAAAAACGACUCGGUCGAAGACAUCGUUUCCGUUAUUUCAAACGACGUGGCAGAAGACGUUAAAUUUCCAAGCGUUGACAUGCGUGAAUUAACAAAUUCGUACAUGGAUUUAAAACACAACACGAACAGAUCGUUUUCCUUUGAAAAUUUUCGCGCCGCCGUUAAAUCUCGUAAGAAAAAAAUUAAAAAACGGCCAAAUUGUUAUAAAAAAUAUUCGAUAAAAAAUACAUUUUUUAAAGAUUCUAAUAAAUCUAGUACGUCGAAUAUAAAAGAAAAUGACGUUUUUUCUAAAUAUUCUAGUGAAAAACAAUUGAAAAUAAUAACGGAAAAUGUUGCGAAAUAUUUAAAACAAAAAUUUAUAAAAAAUGAUAACGAUAACGAACAAACUUAUCGCGACGUACAUAAACUAACGGAUUCGGAAAAUUCGGAAAAAGAAACGGAAAUCGGGAAAAACGAGAAAAUAAAAAACGAAAACCCGGAAAUGAAUUUCGAAACUAAACAAUCGAAAAAUUCUUCCGUUACAUCCGUUAAAAAAAAAACCGCGCAAAAUCAAGGGGGUAAAAAUGAUUCGACGAUAAAAGAAAAUCGAAAAGAAGAAGAAAAAGAAGCAGAAGACGUUUUAGAUAUAAAUGGUAAUACAAUAAAAAAUUUUAAUACCGCGAAUGAUGCCGUGAAUGAAGGUACAACUUCGCUUUCCCUCGACAAAACAAAAUCAGGUACGAAUGGCGAAAUUUUAUAUUUGAUCGAACGUGACAACAACAACCACAACGACAGCAGCAACGUCGUCACAUUAAAUACAACAGCAGAAGAAAUUAAUUUACAAAAAAAAAUUAAUACGAUGAAAACGGAAAAGGAAAAUUUGAUUAGUAGAACGAAAGAAAAAUUUUUCGAACCUAAAAAUAUUUUUACGAGAAAACAAAUUUGCAACGUUCAAUUGGACGUGGAUGGGAUUAACAACAGCAGCAGCACGAGUAAAAAUACGACGACGGAAAAAAUCAAAACUAAAUUCAACGAAGAAGAAUGCGGGAAAGAUUGUAAAAAACUAACAAAUUCAAAACCGCAUUUAAAUUUCGUCAAAUUGAACAAAUUAAUGGCGGGAAAAUAUAAAAAAAAUAACGGAUCGACGGAAACGAAACAAAUGACACCCUCGUGUCAACCCCCUUAUAGGAAAUACGCCGAAUCGAAAGUACCCGUUUUGAAAAGGAAAAUUCCGAAAAUAAAUAAAAAAAUAACGGAUGAAAACGGCGUUUCGAACGCCGCGGACAAAUCCGAUAAACAAAACGAUGAUAAUAAUGAUGAUAACGAUAAGAAAAAUAACCGGAAAAGGAAAUUAUUCAAAACUAAAAUACCAUUUUCCCUUCCGAAUAAAAAUAAUUUGGAAAAGAUAAAAUCACAACCGAAAAAAAACGAACAAAAAAAACAAAAAACAAUUAAUAAUAAUAAUAAUAAUAAUAAUUACAAUAAAAAUAAAAUUAAUAAUAAUAAUAUUAAUAAAACUCAUACUAAUAAUACUAAUAAUAAUAAUAAAAUAAUUAAUAAAAAUAAUAAAAUUAAUCGUAGAUUAGGAGAAACCGGAAAUUCAAAAUCAAUAUUAGCAUUUGAAAAAAUAUCAUCAUCAUCAAACGAUUUAUUAAAUUCAUUCAUGAUGACGUCACAUUCUCCAUCUUUGAUAAACGUUUUCGAAAAGCAAAAAAUAAAUCAAUUUUUUUUAAGUGUUAAAAAUAACAACAACAACAACAACAACAACCACCAACAAAAUGAAUUACGUUUAAGCGAAUCGAUAAACGAAAUAAAAAAUUUUUUCGAAACGCAAUCGAAUAAAAGCGAAACGAUAUUUGCAGAAGAUUUAGAAAAUUUAAUAAAAUUACAAAUGUGUUUAAAUCACGAAAUUGCCAACAAUAUAGAAAAUUCUAUGAAUUAUAUAAAAACAUUAUUAAGUCAAGAAUGUCACAACAACAACAACAACAACACCGAAACGGUUAUUAAUUUUGAUAACAACAACUACAACACGCUCAUGGAAAAUAGCUUCGAAAAUAACAAAUCAAAUAAUAAAAGCGGCAUCGUUUUGAUUGAAAUGAAUUCAAUAAUAAAUUCACCGAGUUCCGGUUCCGGUUCUACGUCGGAUAAUUUAGAACCUUUUAAUUUAUUUAAAUUAGAAAAUCAAGUUGAUAAAUUACAAAAUAUCGAUGCCGUGACAGAUUUAGAUGGCGACAAAGAAUACAAUUCGGAUUCGAGUUACAAUUGCGAAAUAUCAAUAACACUAAAUGGGAGAUCAAGCGAAGUAUUAACACCGACGCGUAAAACAUCAUUUAAUUACCUCAACGAAUUAUUAAUAAAUAAUUGUAAAGAAAAUAUUAUAUUUACCGGAAAUGAAACGUCCGAUAAUUCCGGUGAAACGAUGAAUGACGUCACGUGUAAAAGUAACAGUGCGCAAACGAUACGUUCUCUCGAUUGUGAUAAAACUAAAAAAGAAAACGAAGAAAUGUCGUUGGAAAUGAAAAAAAAAUUAUUGGAAAUAUUAAAAGGUGAAAUUAAAAAGGAAAUGACACUCACGUAUUCGAGAUCUUCGGAAACUCUUUGUGAUAAUUCGUCGUCUGCUACUAAAUUAAACGAUUCCAGUUUAAUGAAUUUAAGUCCGAGCGAAUGUGAAAGUGAAAAAACGGAAACGCUCAUAAUGUUUGUAUCAAUCAAUAAAUAA
Molecule: messenger RNA, 6120 nt
Organism: Pediculus humanus corporis (human body louse)
Lineage: Eukaryota; Metazoa; Arthropoda; Insecta; Psocodea; Pediculidae
Product: major antigen, putative
Exons: 8
Coding region: 1-6120 (2039 amino acids)
Cellular component (GO): cytoplasm
Molecular function (GO): zinc ion binding; carbonate dehydratase activity
Source: RefSeq, a predicted model, not a curated record